Pomacea canaliculata is the source of this 2188-nucleotide messenger RNA. RefSeq lists its product as uncharacterized. The transcript has 8 exons. The record is from RefSeq and is a predicted model, not a curated record. Lineage: Eukaryota; Metazoa; Mollusca; Gastropoda; Architaenioglossa; Ampullariidae. The coding region runs from base 252 to 1421 and encodes 389 amino acids.
ACAACCCUCUUUGGAGUGGUGGUUAAUGUAAACAAUAUGGCGGCUCACAAGCGAAAAUGGACCAGAGACAAAAGGGAUCUACAUGAGCAAGAUUAUAGUAAAGUGAUACUAUAGACUUGUACCCCUUUUAACUGAAAGAGGUCUCUUGUUAACAGCAUUAGAAAACUACAUCAGUAAAAGACUCCUGGAAAGCUGAAAGCAGGUGACAACUAGACGAAGUACUGCUAAAAACCUUGUGUAACAUCUUUAUAAUGAUGCAUCCACAUAGUGCAAUGGCAGAAAAAGCCACAAAGACAGCAGAAUUCAACAAGAAUAUUCUUCAGCUGCAAAAGCAACUGGUCAAGUCCAGAGCAGAGGUUGAAAUGUUGAAAGACAAACUUAACUGUCUAAUCUUCUUGGUGAAAAGGUCUUGGAAAGGAGACAGAAAAGCUUCCAUGCAUCUUGCCAACAUAGUGGGAAUGGAGGUACCAGCUGGUUUGAUGGAUGAUCUUGAAGGCCGUCCAGCUUCAGUUAUACAAUUAUUUUCCACUAAGUCUGCUGCUGAGCAGAACUGGGAAAGACUGAACGCUGAGCUACAGGAAGAGGAGCAUGCCAUUUUGCAGCAGAAAAUUCAAGAGCGGCAGACCCAGCACUUGAAAAGUCGGAGCCAGUUCAUGGACGAGGUGAUGAUUAAUCAUUACAGGGAUAUGUCCCAUGUGAAACUGAGACAACCUCGGUCAUGGACUCUUGAACAAGUGGACCAACAUUUUUUGAUGAAACAUAACAAGAAAAAGGAAACUUUAAUUGGCCCAGCAGUACGCACACUGCAGCGGGGAAGGUCUGCAUCACUACCACAUCAGAAGUCCUGUGGGGAUGAAGUAGAACAGGCAGAUCUGAAACUUCAAGGCUUUUUUGUCGGAAACAGCAGCCUUGGCACACAGAACUAUGGUGCAGAGGAUACAAAGAACCUGUUUAAUGCUGACAAAAUUGUUAAAAGAAAGCCUCGACCUUUCAGUUCUGCACAUCUCCGAGAAAAAGAUAAUAUAAGAGCACAGCCAAGAAGUGCAGGCUUAACUAGAAGCAACAGUCAAGCUUUUGUAACUCAGGAGGGCGAGAGAUCUUGGGGCAACAAAACCACUAGGCCAGCUUCAGCAAAUGUGCCAUGUAACAAAAAGACACCAGCGAUGGACAAGUCAAAUAACUGCCAGGAUCAAAACAGCCCUGACUCAGGAAUUACACCCCCUUCCCCUGGUCAUGUUCUUGUUGAGAGUGAUUUGGAAGAUGAGACUACUUUUUCAUCUGUUACACCUCAAGCCAAGAAUUCAUCGCACCUUCCACAGAGUAUGGAAGUGCUUUCCAAUGACUUGAAAAAAGUGGAAGAGAUGGAAAGAUUAUUCAAGAAUAGCAUGUUCUCUGUUCAAGAAAAGCUAGACUUUACAUAGAAUGGUUUUGUCUGAAAGGGAUGUCAACAUCAGAGAAAUUACACAUUCUUUGGUUUCACAUUAAAUAUGGAUUACAGCUACCUUAAAAGGCUUCCUUUUGUAAUUGUUUUGUACAUUAGCAUUAUGACGAUGCCUUUUUUAAAUGAACUAUUGAAAGAGGCAUUUUUCACAUUUAAUGUUUAAAAAUGUGUUUAUAUAUAAUUUCUUCUUCCAUGGCUGUAAAGUGUACCUUGAAAUAUUGUGGGUUUUUUUAUUUAUUUUAAACACAUAUUUUAUCUUCAUGAACAUUGCACUUGUUUUUAUAAUGGUAAAGGGGAAGUGGAUAGCUUAGUGCAUCCAAACCCAAAGAUGGGCAAACCAUAUGGUGGGAUACAGCAUACUUUCCCCAUUUGACCCAGCAGUAGUAGAAGGGGUAUCGGACUCCUAAAAGGGUUGGAGAAGAAAAGCAGCAGGAGAAAGAGGAGAGAAGUGUGAUCUCGAACACUUCACUCUCCAAAGACUAUAAGGUCUGGGGACCACCUUCACUUUCCUUUAUGUUCCAAGAGUUCAGUCCCUUCUUUGACCAAUUUCUAGAAGCCCUUUUCUGCUGAGGUCAGGAGUUAAUAUGCAAGUUAAAUGUCAUUAUGCUGUAAGGUGCCUAUUACCAGUUUUAUAUUUAUGUGUUCGUGGUACUAUACUUUGCUUAAAAACGUUUUCAUUUGUACUUUGUAUAUCUAUUUGCAAAAAUAAAAGUUCUUCCCCAUAUGUUGAUGGAGCACUUGAUAGUA